GUGGGCGGCCCUCAGGUCCGGAGCAAGGCGGCCCCAGCGGCCGUACCAUGGACUCGGGUCUCGAGGAGUACGAACUUAACGGCGACCCGCGCCCGGGCUCUCCUGGCUCCCCGGACGCCUCGCCAUCCCGCUGGGGCAGGAACCGGCCCAUCAACGUAAACCAUUACGCCAACAAGAAGAGCGCAGCAGAGAGCAUGCUGGACAUUGCGCUGCUGAUGGCCAACGCCUCUCAACUGAAGGCUGUCAUUGAGCAGGGCCCCAGCUUUGGCUUCUUUGUCCCCCUUGUGGUCCUCAUCUCCAUUUCCCUCGUUCUGCAGAUCGGCGUGGGUGUGCUGCUCAUCUUCCUGGUCAGGUAUGACCUCAACAACCCAGCCAAGCACGCCAAGCUGGACUUCCUCAACAACCUGGCCACCGGCCUAGUCUUCAUCAUCGUCGUGGUCAACAUCUUCAUCACUGCCUUUGGUGUCCAGAAGCCCGUGGUAGACAUGGCACCCCAGCAGUAGGGCUCAGACACCUCAGAUUAUGCCCAGCUGCAGCCACCCAGACCCCAGAAGCCGCCUCACCCUGGGGGCCCACCUCCCUGUAUGGGGUACUCCCCGAAACUGCGAGUCCAAGACUGGGCAGAGGCCACUUGGGCCACCCCAGGGCCUCCUCCAUUCUCAGCUGCUCCUUCUCCUGGAGCAAGUGUCAGCAAGACCCAGAAAGGUCAUACCCAGCAUGGACACACGGCAGGCCCAGAGAUGGGCAGCAAGGGGUCAGGGCCAGCCUCAGUCUCAGGGCAUUUCCAGAGGGAUGAGGAAAUGCCCCUCAGCCAACGCAUUCUCUGAGGGACCUGUGGCUUCUGCACCUCCUGAACCAAGAGACUGGACUGCCAGCUCCUUCCUUCCACCACAGCUGUGGGCCUUGCACAUGUGCUCCACUAGUAGUGACUGGACAUGGGGCUGGGGCCUAAGCCCCCACUUUUCUAAGCACAAGUGACCAAUAAAACUGAUGCUCUUCCUGUGUGGCUA
Molecule: messenger RNA, 1010 nt
Organism: Pteropus alecto (black flying fox)
Lineage: Eukaryota; Metazoa; Chordata; Mammalia; Chiroptera; Pteropodidae
Gene: NINJ1
Product: ninjurin 1
Exons: 4
Coding region: 48-503 (151 amino acids)
Biological process (GO): cell adhesion; tissue regeneration
Cellular component (GO): membrane
Source: RefSeq, a predicted model, not a curated record